GCUGUUUUUGAAAAAUGUUUACAAGGGAGUAGUCAUUUCGAAAAUUCGAAAGUUUGAGAGUUGACUGUACCCAUUAUUUUUUGUUGAAUUUUUCUUUAUACAACUCAGUAUAGGAGGAAAUUUCAACUAUCAUUUUUUUUAAACUACUUGUCUUAUCAAAAAAAAUUGAACUUGGAACGGAUAACAUCUUCUUUUCUUGCCCGAUUUAAAAUCAGAUGGAAUUUUAUUAUAAUCAAUAAUAGUUGAAAACAGUUUCUUUUUGUGAAAGCAAAAUCAUCGAGAUAUAUAAAACAAUGAACUUUGCAUCAAUACGAUAUGGAAUUCGAAACAUCAGAAUUUCUGAUAAAUUUCGAGUACUUAAGGCAACUAGUAAUAUAAAUAACGCUAGAAAUUUCUCGCAAGUGCUCCGAAAAAAUGGACCAGUGAUUUUGCUUCGUCACAAAUUUGAAACUUUGAUUCCUCCUUACUCUGUCAUUAUGAGACGCUCUAUUAGUACUCAAGAGGUAACAAAAAAUAUAUAUCUUGUUACCGAGGACAAGAGAAAGAUUGAGACAGAUCCGAAGACUUUGCGCUUAAAUCAAGAUUGCGGAGAUAGACCUUUGGCUAUCAUAUUUUCAUGGUUGAAAUCUAAACCUAAGCAUUUGAUGAAAUAUGCACAUCUUUAUUUGGAUCAAGGUUUUGAUGUUGCUGUAGCUCAAAUUACACCUUGGCAGUUAUUGUGGCCAGUAAAUGGUGCUCAAGAAGUAGCAGGCGAUAUUGUCAAAUUUCUCUUAAAUAACGAGUACUAUCAGAAAAUGGUUAUUCAUGGUUUUAGCGUUGGUGGAUAUUUGUUUGGUGAAUGUCUAGUGCAAAUGAAUAAAGACAUUAAGACAUACCAAAAAGUAGUUGAUCGAUUUGUGGGUCAGAUCUGGGAUAGUGCUGCAGAUAUUACAGAAAUACCUAAAGGCGUUCCAAAAGCUUUGUUUCCCAAGAAUCCCAAGCUUCAAGUGCCCCUUAAAAACUACAUGAAGUAUCACUUACGAACAUUCCAUGAACCAGCAACUCAGCAUUAUAUUCGAUCAAGUCAAAUGUUUCACACAAACUUUGUACAUGCUCCAGCUUUGAUGAUUGUUUCAAAAACUGAUCCAGUUGGUGCUGAAAGCUCUAAUCGCAGAGUAGCUGAUUCAUGGGUAUCAAAUGGAAUUAAAGUUACUUGGAAAUGCUUCGAUCACUCACCACAUGUAAUGCACUUUAUGAAACAUAGAGAAGAGUAUAUGAACGUUUGGUUUAAUCAUCUUGCAUCUGUUAGUUUGGUCAAGUAUCCAGAAAAUAUUCGAGCUAAAUUGUAAACUGUAUUGUUAACUUUAAAGAUAUAUUUUGGAAUGUGAUUAUUUUAAAACUAUAACUUUUUUUUUUCUCUGUACCUAAAUUGAAUUUUAUUAUGGGCAAAUAAACAUUU
This is a messenger RNA of Chironomus riparius, 1438 nucleotides long. NCBI's taxonomy places the organism in Eukaryota, Metazoa, Arthropoda, Insecta, Diptera, Chironomidae. The record is from the annotation of a GenBank genome assembly.